CAAGUAGCAGAGGCACAGAGCAGACGGCUAGGAGAUACUGUGGAGUAUGCCUACUGUCCUCUAAGUCACUACUUGAGAUCUGUUCAAGCAUUGUUCGCAUGUGCAUUUAUGCACAUUAUAGAACAUACUCAAGAAAAUUCAGUUUUCAUCAUAAUCCAAGUGUGAAAAAUUGUGUUGUUUGGAAAAGAGUCAUCAAGAAAUGUGAAUGUGAUUCUAAACACAUCUAAUGAAGAUUUAGUGAAGUCCUUUGAUGUCAAGAUGGUAGCAAGAUCUAAGAUAAAGUUCUGUACUUGACAACCAAGUUUGAGUUUCUGAGAAAACCGUGAGCACGUGUUUGUGAUAAAUCCCAGCGGAAGCAUGCUUGAGAUCAGCUGAUCCUGCUGCUAUUGCCAAGCAGAGGAGUACUUGCACAUUGUGUAAUUGAGUUAGAGCUACCUGUAGUUUGCAAUUAACAGGUAGAUACGGUUUAAGAAGAUAAAUCCAGGAAUAUUCGGAUGUUCUCAGGAUAGCUGUGGACUUACAUGACAAGAUGAGGUGUUUGACACAGCAUUGGAUGCAGGUGGUUGUUGUCAGUUUCGUGGCGUUUACGUGUGUGUUUGUGGCAUCGCAGGAUGACAUUCCUCUCGGAGCAGCGUCGUUAGCAUUUGUGUUUGACAUAACGGGAUCGAUGUACGAUGACUUGGUACAGGUGACAGAAGGUGCUGCUACGAUCCUGGCAACAGCUCUGGCCCGCAAAGAAAAACCUCUGUAUAACUAUGUUCUUGUUCCAUUCCAUGAUCCAGAUAUUGGUCCUUAUCUGGUGACCUCUGACCCUAAAGAAUUCCAGCGUGAGUUGCGAUCAUUGUACGUGCAGGGAGGUGGUGACUGUCCGGAGAUGAGCAUCGGCGCCAUCCAGCUGGCCCUGGAAAAGUCUCUGCCCAACUCCUUCAUCUACGUCUUCACCGACGCCCGCUCCAAGGAUUACUACCUCACCGACCAAGUGCUGGAGAUCAUUCAGCAGAAACAAAGUCAGGUGGUGUUUGUACUGACUGGUGACUGUGGCAACAACACACACAAGGGGUUCAAAGCCUAUGAGGAAAUUGCCUCCACUAGUUCUGGACAAGUCUUCCUACUCAAGAAGUCCCAAGUCAACCAGGUGCUGAACUUUGUGCGAGUGGCGGUACAGGCUCGGAAGGUCAACCUGAUGUCGGUUGACCAGGACACGGCUCGGACACAGACUUUCCCCAUCCCCAUCGACUCACAGCUUCAGGAGAUCACUGUAUCGGUCAGCGGGGAGACACCGAGAAUAGUACUCAGAGACCCAGACGGCAACCAGGUCCCGAUAGGCGACUCCCUGUUCGAGUAUGACGGCUCCCAGAACUACAUCAAGGAAUUGUUGAACAUCAAGAACGUGUUGAUCCAUAACGUGAAAGACCCCACUCCUGGAAUUUGGGAACUGGAGGUGGCCAGCGGCAGCCCACACACCAUCAGAGUCAGCCUCAGCACCGUCGACUUCGCUGCAGGCUUUGCCAAGAAACCAGGCACCGACUUCUCUCAGACCAGUCUCAGACCUGUUGACGGUAUUCCAACCCAUGUGGUGAUCAAUGCAACUGACCUUGACCCUCCUGCAACACUGACUCGACUGGAGCUGGUUGACCUGAAGGGAGAGGCACUAAUUGAGUUCCCCGUGUCCCGAGAUCCAACCAACCCUGCCCUCUACAAUGUCACAUCCUUCAUUCCACCCAACGAAUUCUUCUACCUCAAGGUUGAUGGUAUAGACCACCAGGGUUAUGUACUACGGAGAACCACACCCACAGCCAUCAGCCCACGUGUUCCAACAGCACCAACAGUGUCCAUGCCAGAUCUUACGCUCACCUGGUUUCUUCCGACCAGACAGCGAUGUACGUUGAUAUGCACGGUGCAGAGUCUGCCCUACACCGUCCGAUGGUUUCGAAGGGGGGUACAAAUGGGAUAUGACAUGAGCUUCUAUGACUCGGCCAAUGCAACACUAGAGGUUCCCCGAGCAGGGUCCAGCUCAGAGGGAGACUAUGUCUGCAAUGCCACCAAUAUUGCUGGCAGUGCCACCACAAAGACGUAUCUUGACAUCAGCGAUCCACCUCCAGUGAUCUCCAAGACAUGGAACAUCUCUGUCCUCCUGGGUGACAGUGCUAUACUCACUUGUAAUGCCUUCAGUACAGUGGAGUUCAACAUGACAUGGUAUAAACCUGGGCGAUACGGACCCGUAGCUCUGGAUCCUAGAGUCAGUGUUCUGUCAAAUGGGUCUCUGUUUAUAAGGAAUGUUCAGAGGGAGGACGUGGGGCUCUAUGUCUGUAAGGCCAGUAAUGAAGGGGGAUCCACCGAGGACAAGGUCUUCCUCAGGCUUCAAGAACCCCCGAUUGCCAGAACUAUUCCCCGGUCUCAGAACUUCCUCAUUGGUCGAACCAUCAACGUUACUUGUGUUGCCGACGGAUACCCUCCACCCAAAUACAGCUGGAUGAGAGGAGGGAAGUUCAUAGUUCCUACGAAGCGAAUCUAUUUCAACGAUGGUGUGCUGAUAAUAAAAAAGAUCAGACGAACUGAUGAAGGGGAUUACGAAUGCUUAGCCAAAAACCCAGCAGGAGAGGACAUAGCUAUUGCUCGAGUAAAUUACAUUGAAUCGCCACGUAUUCGUCAGUAUGAAAGGAGGAUGCUGGUUGCUUCUGGUGACAGAGCUCGACUAACAUGUGAGGCUGAGGGCAUCCCAAGGCCAGAGAUAACAUGGUACAGGGGAGACCGGAAGCUUCAGUCAGCGUAUAAUGUGGACAUCACCCGCAAUGGCCGCCUCAUCAUCCGGAAUGUGCAGGAAAUGGAUGCAGGAGACUACCGAUGUGUUGUUACCAAUGAAGCCGGCUCCGAUAACGCUAAAGUGACACUGGAAGUCGGGUCUCCUCCGGAGAUAAUCAGACCACCAGGCAAUGUUGGGAUUGAGAUUGAGAGGAACGGCACUCUUGAGUGUGAGGCAACAGGGAUGCCGCCACCAAAGAUCAUAUGGCGACGUGGUGAUGGCAAGCCUCUCGACAUCAGUGGCAGAUUCCAACAGUUGCCUUCUGGUGGACUGCAUGUUUCAAACAUCGGGCUCGGGGACGAGGGUAUCUACACUUGCCUGGCUCAGAAUGCCUUUGGUGUUAACGAUGCAUCUGCCUUUGUCAGUGUCACAGGAAUAGUGCGGCCACUCAUCGCCUACACCUACCCCAUUGUAAAGGUCCAACUGGGAGAGAAAGCAGAACUGGAGUGUGUCGUACUGCUCGGUAAACCCACACCCAAAAUCAACUGGAUGAAAAAUGGGCGCGUGUUGUCCCCUGGUGGCAGGAUAAAAAAGACAGGUCCAGGGAAGAUCGUGAUCUCCAACAUCACUCACGACGAUGAUGGGGAGUACGUCUGUCAUGCCAGCAACAUCGGUGGCAAUGCCACAUACUCCAUCAAUGUGGAUGUGUUAGUUCCUCCUAGGCUAAUCCAAGAUGACCUUGAGGGCAAUCGGAACUUCAGCGUUAACCAAGGUAAAGGGAUAGUGUUGCCGUGUCGAGCUGUGGGCGACCCUCGACCCACGUUUCAGUGGUACAAGGACGGCUCCCCCAUUUCCCUCAGCGAUAUCCACUACUUUGUGCGCAACGAUGGCAGCCUGGAGAUAUUCAGCGCCGACCCUGGUGACACUGGCUCCUACAAAUGUGUUGCUUCCAACAUAGCUGGCGGCACUGAGAAGGUCAUGACCCUUGAUGUCAGGAUUGCUCCCACUAUUGACGGCGCCCUUGAUGAGACAUAUGAAAUCUUGGAACACGAGAGUAUACUACUUCCCUGUAAUCCCACGGGAAAACCAAACCCCAAAACAUUCUGGAGACGGAACUUUACUCCAUUCCGUCCACGGUCAUCGAGGAUCCACAUCAGGGAACGAGGCCUGUUCAUCAAGAAAGCCAGACUCCAAGACAAGGCCAUCUAUGAAUGUGUUGCCUCAAAUGUUGCCGGCAACACGACUAAAGUCAUCACACUGAUUGUCUUCAGACCACCCACCAUUAACGCGGGUCCGUCGUACAUCACAGUGAUGGAGGGGGAGCCAGUUCUGCUGGAGUGUGAGACGGAUGGAGACCCAACCCCCAUUGUCACCUGGAAGAAGAACAACACCAUCAUGGACGUCACCGAUGCAGACAGCGGCGUUUACAUGAUCGGAGCAGGGUCGCCUACGCUUGACUCUGUUCGCCUGACAGAUGCAGCGAUGUACACAUGUAAUGCCAAGAACCCAGCGGGGGAGGCGUACCAGGACUUCAGGCUGGUCGUUCAUGCACCCCCACAAAUAGCAGAAAAUCUCCCGACCUACACCGAGGUCAUUGAAAACAAUCCAGUUAUGCUCCGAUGCCCAGCGACAGGUACCCCAACUCCAAAGAUCACGUGGCUGAAGGAUGGUGUACAGGUGUCAAGCACUGACCUUGGUGUCACUCUGCGAGCUGAUGGCAACCUGGAGCUGGACAACGCCCUGGCAACAGACUCAGGGAUGUACAUGUGUAUUGUGGAAAAUGUGGCGGGCAAUGACAGUCAUGCAGUUAAUCUCAAGAUACUCGUUCCUCCCAAGCUGGAGACUGAUGGAUCAUUCGGUAAUGAUGUUGACAAGCCAACUGUCAUCGUGAACAACUCCAUCACCAUCCGAUGUCCUGUUGCGGAGGACGUCGAUCCUCCACCAAUCAUCACGUGGUACAGGAAUGGGCAGCUCCUGCGGGAUAAUCCUGACGACCUUCGCAUCGCCAUCUCAGACUCGGGUCUCGAACUCAUCAUCGCCUAUGCCCUGAUCAGCGACACUGCUCGGUACAAGUGCACUGCUGUCAACCCUGCAGGCGAGACUGAGAAAAAGUUUGAUUUGGACGUGUUAGUCCCUCCAACUGUCGAUGAAGGCUUAUCUUCCCCCAACAAUAUGACAGUGGUGGUUGGUCAGCCCCUGUACAUAAACUGUCCAAUAGGAGGCAUCCCACCACCGGUAGUCAAGUGGUUCAAGGAUGGUCAGCCUCUUUCUCCUGAGCUUGACCCCAACAUUAACGUCCUGGCAAGUGGGCGUCGUCUGGAAGUGACCAAUGCCAAGCUCACAGAUCGAGGGUUGUACAUGUGUUUUGGGGAGAACGUGGCUGGAAAAGUGGAGCAGAGCUAUGAAGUCUAUGUACACGUUCCGCCCGAGGUGGAGAAGCCAGGUGAGGUGGAGAGUACAGAGGUCAUCAAGAACGGUACGCUGCGUCUACGCUGUCCUAUCUCGGGCAUCCCUCCACCCAAGAUCACGUGGUUGAAAGAUGAAUUCAGCAUCAAGUUCAACACCUCCAAGUACACACUACUCGAGGAGGGAUGGGUCCUGGAAAUCAAGUUUGCAGACAUCACCGACCGAGGGAGACAUUACUGCCUGGCCAAGAAUAUUGCCGGGGAAAAUGAGAAAGCCUUUGAUGUUGAUGUUUUAGUACCACCCCAGAUCAACCGCACAAACACAGUGACCGACCCCCAUGUCAUCGCCAACAGCACUGCUGUCAUUAGUUGCCCCAUGACUGGUAACCCCCAGCCUGAGAUUCUGUGGUAUCGCAACAAUGUGCUCCUUGAUGCUCGCAGCAACCCACGGUACGAGAUCCUGGCCAGUGGGAGACAACUCCGCAUUUACCGCACACAGCUCAAGGACGCAGGGCAGUACACUUGUGCCUCUCGCAAUAGAGCAGGAGAAGAAGAUAUCAACUUUGAUCUGGAUGUUUGGAUUGCACCUACCAUCAACACUCAAGGAAGCAACUUCGAACCCAAGGUCAUCGUAAACAGCACCAUUGACCUUGACUGCCCUGCAGAAGGCAACCCACCGCCAGCGAUCCGCUGGUUCCGUGAUGGCGCUCCCCUCAACACCAACGAUCCAGACAUUGUACUUCUAGAGCAAGACAUGAGACUGCAAAUCAGGAAUGCAGCAGUGGAAGAUUCUGCGCGAUACACAUGUCAAGUCAACAACCCAGCAGGGGAGGACGACAUUUCCUACGACCUCAGUGUACAUGUCCCUCCGGAGAUCAGGACAGAGGGAGUCAUCACUGACCCCAAGAUCAUUGAGAAUGAGACCUUGACCCUUGACUGUCCUGCCGAGGGUGUGCCAGUGCCAGAUAUCAUGUGGCUGCAGGAAGGACAGCCAAUCGACUUUGAAGCCAACCCUCACAUGAUUCUACAGGAUGGUGGUCGCCGCUUAAUAAUCCGAGGUGUCAAUGUCCCAGAUGCUGGCAACUAUUUGUGUGUGGCCUCAAAUGAAGCCGGGGAGGUAGAGCAGAGUUACGAUCUGGAAGUUUGGGUUCCGCCCCACAUUGAUGACACAGCUCGUGAGACCAACCCCCGGGUUAUAAAGGGCCUUGUAGCUACGAUGACCUGCCCUGUGUCUGGUAUUCCAUUCCCGGACAUCAAGUGGUUACGAAACAAUCGUGAGAUUGAAUAUGACUCUCGUGUGGAGGUACUUAAUGGCGGCCUCCAACUGCGAGUGCAGAACUCGUCUGAGCUUGAUACAGGAGUCUACAGCUGUAUUGCUUCCAGUCCAGCAGGGGAGGACAGGGCCGACUUCGACCUCGUCGUGCUUGUGAAGCCAGACAUCGAUGAGUCAAACGUGGUGUACAACCCAAAGGUGACAGAGGGGCGGCGAGUGCUGUUGGAGUGCCCCGUGUCUGGCAUCCCCAUCCCAGAGGUGGAGUGGCUCAUCAAUGGCAGCCCCUUGUCCCCGGAUGAAGUCAGGAUCCUCAACAACAACCGCCAUCUGGAGAUUGUGAGGGCUCUGGUGAAGGACACUGCCCAGUACACCUGUAUCGCCACCAACGAAGCCGGACAGUUGGAGAGGACAUUCAGCCUUGAAGUUCUUGUUCCACCGAGCAUCGACCGCAGCCUGGUACUAGAGAACCCAUCAGUGCACCAGAACAAGACCGUGACCUUGAACUGCCCUGUGGAUGGUGUACCACCCCCUAGCAUCCUGUGGUUGAAGGAUCGUGUCCCGCUGUUAGACUUCCCAUACCGUGACCUGCGAGUCCUGAAUGGAGACACCACCUUGGAGGUUAGCAACGCGCAGCUGGACGAUGCAGGGAACUAUACCUGCCGUGCCCUCAACCAAGCCGGCACCGACGAGGUGGUCAUCAAGCUGGAUGUGUUUGUCCCACCUGUGUUCAAUGGUAACGAGAGCCCCGAGAAGCUGAAUGUUGUGACAGAACAGCCAAUCACAUUGCCAUGCAACAUCAGCGGUACCCCCAAGCCUUCGAUCCUUUGGCUGAAAGAUGGUGAGAUCAUCGUGGCAGAGGAAAAUCCUAACAUUAUCAUAGAGAACGGAGGCAAGGCAUUGAAGAUCCUACAAGCGUCCACGAUCGACACAGCCAGAUACACCUGCCAUGCUGAGAACCAAGCUGGCUUUAUAGAGAAGCAGUAUGACCUUGAAGUUUUGCUUCCUCCAACAAUCAACGGCUCUGAGGUGACUCAAAACGUUCCAGUCAUUCUUGACCAAUCAGUGACUCUGGAGUGUCCAGCAGAUGGAAUACCACCCCCAGAGAUCAGGUGGUACAGGUCAGGGGAGAUAAUCCCUCAGUAUGGCAUCCCUAAUAUCCGUAUCCUUGAUAAUGGCAAGAAACUGUACAUUAUCAGUGCCCAACUCCUGGACUUUGGCGCCUACAGUUGCCAGGCCAUCAACACAGCUGGAGAAGCAAGCCUCCGGUUCGAAGUCUCUAUUAUGGUUCCCCCGGAAAUCGGAAACGGCGCCACCCAGAUCGCAGCCGAGGUCAACACACCGACAGUCCUUCAGUGUGAGACGAGUGGUCAGCCCCAGCCGAACAUCACCUGGACCAAGGAUGGCUCCAGCUUCCCCUCCACCGGCCUCCGGCACCGCAUGUUAAGGUCAGGGUCACUGGAGUUCUCACGGAUCAUGAUAGAGGAUGCUGGGACUUAUGAGUGCACUGCAUCCAACAGUGCAGGCAGCGCCACCCGCACCAUUAGCGUUGAUGUUCAAGUUCCUGCAAAGAUACUGAAUGUCGGGUCAGCUGUGGUGAAAUCUCCACUGUCCACUGGCAUUACCCUGCCCUGUGAAGUGGAGGGCACCCCCAAACCUAGAAUCUUCUGGCUGAAGAACAGGGCUCUCCUACGGGAGGAUAAGGGCUCCUACCACAUACUUUCCAAUGGCUCACUGCACAUCACAGACCUGCAGUUGUAUCAUCGGGGCGUCUACACCUGCAUCGCCCAGAACAGGGCAGGCUCCUCCAAGAGGGACAUCACGCUCCAAGUACAAGUUCCACCGACCAUCACUAUGGCAUAUCGGGACUUUGUGGUUCUCCAGAACCGAACAGCUGUGAUGCCAUGUAGCGCCACAGGAAUCCCGAAGCCUAAGAUCCGUUGGGAGAAGGAUGGGAAGGAGAUCACCUCCACCAACUACGGCCUCUCCUACAGCCACGUCCACUACAUCACGCUGCAGAACGGAGGACUUGCCAUACCCCAUGCAAGAGCUUUGGAUGCGGGGACAUACACCUGUAUAGCAGAGAACCAGGCUGGCAAUGUUUCAGAGAGCGUCUCCCUCACAGUGGAAGUCCCUCCAAAGAUCAAGCCUGCAGCUCCCCAGUUCGUGGUAACCGUUGGCGACCGGGCAACCUUGCCAUGUGAAGCAGGAGGAAAGCCUACCCCAAGGAUUUCUUGGACCAGAGAUGGGAGUUGGAUCAGCUCCAGGGACCCCAAGUAUACCCUCACAGAGGAAGGUUCUCUUAUCAUCGAGCGAGUGGAGGCGGAGGAUACUGGGAGCUACGUGUGUACGGCGGACAACAAGGCGGGUCGGGACUCCCAGAGCAGGCUGCUCAGGGUGCAAGUUCCACCACGUAUCAUCAUCAGCCCCCUGGACAAGGAGGUGACCAUCAACAAGAGGCUGGAGCUGGUGUGUGCUGCAGAUGGCGUGCCAACCCCCACAAUCACCUGGCUGCUCAAUGGCAAGCCCGUAGCAGCUCCCGUCAGUAUCAAUGGCCGCAGUGUGUACUUUGUGAGGAACGCUAUCCGGGCCGACAACGGCGAGUACACCUGUGUAGCCACCAACCCCGCCAACAACCAGCAGGUGACAGCAACCGCAAAUGUUGUCGUUAAAGUUCCUCCCAGGAUGCUUGUUCCCCCCGGCAACAAGGCAGUGAAGAUUGCGGAGAAGGUUGUCCUGGAGUGUUCAGUGGGUGGAGACCCAAUUCCUGAGAUUCUGUGGACAAAGAAUGGGCGUGCCGUAGAACUAAGCCACAGAAUACAGCAGCUAUCCAAUGGAUCGCUUGUCAUAUAUGAUUCUACAUCUUCGGAUGCAGGCGAGUACAAAUGUAUCGCUGUCAACACUGCUGGGACAUCUGAGAGCAGAGCAACAGUCACAGUGUGGUCUGGACCUUCAUUUAAGAUUGAGCCUCCAAAGAGUCAGAAAGUGGAUCAAGGGGAGACAAUCAUUGUGGACUGUACUGCAAGUGGCGACCCUAAGCCUGACAUGUAUUGGUGGAAGGAGACCACUCCCCUUGUUUCCUCUGGGCGCAUCACUGUACUGCCUAACAACUCACUCAGGAUUGUGGCAACCCAGAUGGAUGACUCUGGUCUGUAUCGCUGCUUCGCCACCAACAAGCUCGGCAAGACCUUCGUAGAGACGGAUUUGAAAGUGGUAGUCCAUGGCGGCUUCUCCGAAUGGGGUGAGUUUGGCGAGUGCAGCACCACGUGUGGUGUGGGCCUGCAUUUCCGCACCAGGUCAUGUGACAACCCUCCUCCAACCAAUGGUGGCCACCAGUGUAUCGGAGCUGCGCGGGAAAGCAAGUCCUGUAUAAUGGGAGAAUGUCCAGUUGAUGCCAGUUGGGGAAACUGGGGCGCAUGGAAGGUGUGCAGCAGUUCGUGUGGACCCGGUCAGCGGACCCGUACUCGUCUUUGUGAUAACCCCCCACCGCAGUUCGGGGGACUCUCCUGCGAGGGAGCUGGAGUGGACCAGUCACCUUGCAAUGUCAGAUCCUGUCCAAUUGACGGAAGCUGGGGCGACUGGGAUCCAUGGAGUCCUUGCACCACCACCUGUGGGGAGGGGCAGCAGUCCCGAGAGCGGAAGUGCAACAACCCACGGCCUCAGUUCGGGGGACUUCCAUGCCGUGGAGCAGGAAUCGACACACAGGCGUGCCACACACAGGCUUGUGCAGUUGAUGGCAACUGGGGCCAGUGGAUGGACUGGACAUCAUGUAGUGUGUCCUGUGGGGGCGGGUCAAGGACACGGGUCCGUCGCUGUGAUAAUCCUCGCUCUCAGUAUGGUGGUGCUGACUGUGUCGGCCCAGAACAGCAAGUGGACUACUGCAACAGUGAACACUGUCCAGUGCAUGGUAACUGGGCACUAUGGAGCACCUGGGGUGAAUGUAGUCGGAGUUGUGGAGGAGGACAGAUGAAGAGGUUCCGCACCUGCACCAACCCUAUCCCUGCCAAGGGUGGAAGACCAUGCACAGGACAAGGCGAAGAGGUCACGGAGUGCAACCAGCUAUACUGUCCUGUUGAUGGCAACUGGGAUUUAUGGGCAGAGUGGGGAGCAUGUUCCAAGACAUGUGACUACGGGACACGUGAGAGGCGGCGACAGUGUGUACAGCCACAGCAUGGUGGGCGACCGUGUCUGGGCAACGGCGGCAACGGCGUCCAGGUGGGCGAGUGCAUCAUCACAGCAUGUGACACCUCCCCAAGAACUGCUGAGGGCAACCUCGUCGGCAACAUCAACAACAUUGACAUCGUUGAGUCCACUAUUGUAUCUGAGAUGACACCAACUGACUCGGGCAUCAGGAUUAGGGCAACUAUCAGGAAUGUUCCCAGAGCUGUCGCUCCUCAUCUACAGCACCUGAUCUCUCUGCUCACCCCUGUGUACUGGACGACAGCCAUGGAGGUGGAUGGAGCUUACAAUGGUUAUACUCUAACGAAGGGCGUCUUCAACAGGAAGGUGCAGGUCGAGUUUGCAACAGGGGAAGUCUUAAGGAUGACCCACUACGCCACUGGUGUGGAUGACAAGGGGAAGCUCAAGUUUGACAUCGUGGUCAGUGGACAUGUACCCGACCUUGGCCAGAUCAGGAAUGUGUACAUCCACCCCUACACGGAACAGUAUGUGCAGACCGGACCAGGUGAAAUCUAUGCCUACUCCUCACGACUGUUCCGAGUUAAUGGAAACAGGAUGCCCUAUGCAUGGAACCACACCAUCACAUAUGAUCCUUCACUGGGCAAGAUGCCAUUCUUGGUGCAGCAGCUCUACGCUGAGGGCAUGGAGGUCAAUGUUGAACCCGGGGAGGAGGAUGUGCGCUUCCAGCUGUAUGCUAGCAUUGCACCAGGUAACCCAAGUAACCGAUGCCCCCGGGGUUUCUUCCACGAUGAGGAGGGAUCUUUCUGCCGAGAUGAUGAUGAGUGUUCUCGCCUCAAGCCAUGCAGUCACUUCUGUCACAAUGCACCUGGUAGCUUCUCCUGUUCCUGCCCUGUAGGAUUCACCCUGGAGUCUGAUGGCCGAUCAUGUAGAGACAUUGACGAGUGUCAGAAGAACAUUGAUGGAUGUCCUAUCAACAAGAAGUGUGUGAACACCAUCGGGUCGUACCAGUGUCUGGCCCAGUGCUCUGCUGGCUACAAGAGGGCUCUCAAUGGCCUGGAGUGCCAAGUGUGGAUUGUUGGUACAUUGAUGAGUGCAAGGAACAGCCGGACACAUGUGAGCAUGUGUGUGAGAACCUGGUUGGAAGCUUCCGGGUGCUCGUGUACUCAAGGCUUCACACUCUCACCUAACGGAAGAUGUGUGGAUGUUGAUGAAUGCAAGCGGCCCAACUCGCCAUGCCCCCAGAAGUGCCUCAACACUAAUGGCGGCUACAGAUGUGCUUGCCGGAAUGGAUACAAACUGGUUGGAGGGCGACAGGGUGCCUGUAGAGAUAUCAAUGAGUGCAUUGUGGGAACUCACAACUGCCCACGACAUCAGGAGUGCGUCAACACGCGUGGAAGUUACGAGUGCAUCAACAUCUGUGAGGAUGGAUUCAGGAGAAUUAGAAGUGGACAGUGUAUAGACAUUAAUGAGUGUACAAGCCGUCGUCAUCGGUGCUACUACAACCAGAGGUGUAUAAACACUGCUGGCAGCUACAAGUGCACGUGUCCUCAAGGCCUCGCAUCAAGGGGACCAGGGCAGCCCUGUACAGACAUUGAUGAGUGUGCAAUCGGAAAACACCAAUGUCAACACAACUGCACCAACACCAACGGCUCCUACCGUUGCCGCUGUCCCCCUGGAUACAGACUUGGGAAAGAUGGCUUCUCCUGUGUCGACAUUAACGAGUGUAUUGAGAAGCGGAUCAACUGUGGUUUUGAGAAGAUGUGUUUCAACACUCGUGGUUCUCACUCCUGCAUCGACAUCCCCUGCCCUGUGGACUACGCCCGUGAUCCCACCACGCAGUUCUGUGUUCUGGAGUGUGUGAACCCCAACAUCCCCUGCCCUCCUGGAGCAAAGUACGCAGACGUCAUCCAGUUCCGCACCCUCUCCCUCCCAAGCGGCAACGUUGCCCAGGAUCUCAUCCGAUUGACGGCUUACAACCAGAAUGACGAAAUCCUCAUUCAGACUACUUUCAAGAUUCUUGACAAUGACCCCAAAAUUGAGUUUUUGAUUCGAUUAGAGAAUGGUAAAGGAGUAGUCUUCACCAAGGAACCAUUACAAGACAAUCAGGUGUAUCGUAUUAAAGUGCGAGCGAAGUCGUAUGAUAAUCGAAGACUUCAUAUACAGUACCAAACCACCUUCAUUAUACACAUAUCGGUCUCAGCAUGGCCGUAUUAAUUUUCAACAUUUAUUUCCAGAAUUUUCUAUUUUUGAUUAAAUCCAUGAAUUCUUCACACCUUGAAGAAUAUUUGGUUAUUUCAUGUGCCUUGUGGGAUUUAUACAUGAUAAAAUAUAGAAUUGUACUUCAUGUUUAUAUGAACUUUCAGUGUCCAGAUAUCCUUACAAGGGUGUCAGGCCCAAUUGUUUUUUGUUAGCUGGUUAAUUUUCUGAAACAAAACUUAACAUUUCUGUAUUUCUUUUGCCUUCCGACUCAUUUACCCAAA
This is a messenger RNA of Haliotis rubra (blacklip abalone), 13038 nucleotides long. Its product is annotated as hemicentin-1-like. The record is from RefSeq and is a predicted model, not a curated record. Lineage: Eukaryota; Metazoa; Mollusca; Gastropoda; Lepetellida; Haliotidae. Gene Ontology annotation, molecular function: calcium ion binding.